GCGACUUCGCGGGGCGCAGCGCAGGGUCUGGGCCAAGUCGUCGUCGGACAGGCUCGUGGCGCGCCUCACCGCCGAGGUGAAGGAAAUGCGCGACGGCCUCGACGCGACCUUGGUGGCGCUCGACGCGGUCGCCGAGUGCGAAGGCUUCGCUGACCGCCUGGCUGCUUGCGCGCCCGCGCUCGCCGCCCUGCUGGCAGGUCAGUACCCGACGGCGCUGCAGCGGCUGCGGCGCAACGUCGCCCUGCACGCCGCCCGCGCCCCAGGCAAUCUCAGCCGAGCCUCUGCGGCUUCCCUGCGGCAGGCGGCGAAGGGGCUUCGGCUGGUGGGCGCUGUGGAUUGCGAGGGCGCAGUAGGCGGCGACGGGGAAACGUUGGGCGGCUGGGAUGUCACCGAUGAGGUCUGCGUCGCGGAGCCCUCGGGCCCGGUCCAGCACCAAGAGCGACACGGAGCAGACAUCGAGGCGAUGUUGGGUGCGUUGGCGCAGCCUGGACUCGUGGUCCCUGCGGGGGCUGUCUGCCCCACGGCUGGCGGCAUUGUUGCCGCGCUGGGCUCGGAACGCGCUGGCCCCGUUGUCGGGGCGAGCGCGGGCGUUGACGUCGAGUGCAAGGCCACCCCGACGGCCCAGGAGGAGCAAGGGCAGCGCGACGCCUUUGAUGCGUCCACCCUGAAGCUGCCGAUCCUCUCUAUCCCGAGCGUGGCGCCCACGGUCGACCCAGGGCGGGUUCUGCAGACAUCCGUGGGCGAGCGCACGACCGUCGAUAUCGGCAUCGAGACGCAGGAGGAGCAGGACUUGUUUCCAGUUGACACAGAGGGCCUCGAGAACCUCUCUGCGCGGCAGCAGCGGAUGGCGACCCCCGUUAUCCAGACGGGGAGGUCCACGGUCGAUAUCCUCGCGGCGACGCUGGGCGGCCUCUGCCCCGUGUGCAUGUUGCCCCGUCUUCUUCCGCGCAGGGCGCCGAGGCCGAUCGACGGCCUUGACGCCUUCGCAUGCGAGCUGUGCUCGGGCGGUAUAGCUCAUGGGACUGCGAUGGUCGUCUGCCAGAGCUGCAAGAGCGCAGUCCACACGGGCUGCUUGCGGGAGCAGCUC
This is a messenger RNA of Prorocentrum cordatum, 1087 nucleotides long. The record is from the annotation of a GenBank genome assembly. NCBI's taxonomy places the organism in Eukaryota, Dinophyceae, Prorocentrales, Prorocentraceae.